AUGCGGGGAUCUGAGGCAUCGGUGCCCGGUGCUUUUUGGGAUGCUCCCUCGACCCUUGCGACUUCCAUUGGAACGAGCCUUCCAUCUUCUCAAACGAACAUCCAUACGUCGCCUAUAUUCGACCAGCAACAUGUCGCAACGAAACUUGCACGUGGGAUGCCAGAGGCAUCUUGGGAUCAGGGCAAUGAUGGUGCGAUAAGUGUCAGUGGUAACUCGACCGGGAAGGGUAUUUUGAUCGGUGUUUUAUCCGCCUUUGGCUCGGCAGCAGUCGCGGUGCUCGUACUUGCGGCUUUCUUCUUUUUCAAGUAUACCCAGCGUGGUCGGAUUCUUCUAGAUCGUAUGGGCCGCCCGGGUGAAUUCGACGAUGAGCAGGCAUUUUUGCGCGAAGAGGCCGAGGCCCUCGAAGUUAUGGAUGACCUGUCGAGGUCGGAGUACUUGAGGUCGAAGGCGUUUGUCGAAGCCAAUCCGCCCCAGUCAACGCAGACCGACAUUUCGUUAUCCCAGUUCCUCGCGAUUCAAGAAAAGGGCGUCUCAGCGUGGGAGUUCCAGCCGGAACUAGAAAUAGCCAAUUGUUUUGUGGAAGGUCGAACAGAGAUCGAGUUCUACGAUUCAAUAUGCAGUGUUCAAACGAACCUACCGGUUCCUAAACAGAACGACGUUUACUAUUGGGAGGCAAAGAUCUAUGACAAGCCCGAGACUAGCCUUAUCAGCAUCGGCAUGUCUACGAAGCCAUAUCCUCUAUUCAGAUUACCUGGUUACCACAAAGCAUCAGUUGCAUAUGAGUCCACCGGCCAUCGGAGGUAUAAUCAGCCCUUUACUUCGCUACCGUAUGGACCUCAACUCACACAAGGCGAUGUUGUUGGAGUCGGGUACCGUUCCCGGUCUGGGACAAUAUUCUUUACUCGCAAUGGCAAGAAGCUGGAAGACGUGGUUCACGGCCAGAAAUCGCAAAAUUUCUUCCCUACGGUCGGGGCUACUGGACCCUGCACUGUACACGUGAACUUUGGUCAGAUGGGAUUCGUAUUCAUCGAGGCCAAUGUCAAAAAAUGGGGUCUGGCGCCAAUGACUGGUAGCCUAGCACCUCCUCCACCCUAUGGAAGUGAACAAGGCAGCAUUCUUCUCGAGUCCGGCCGAGAAAGUGCCGCCCACUUGGCGCAUCGGGUCUACCAAGACCCCAGCUAUGCGCAAACAAGCUCAACUGUUCGGAUACCACCAGCCGUCAGUCCUGGGCCUAUCCGAUCACCAACCGAUAUCUCCCUCGCCCCGCUCGCGCACAUCCCCUCACAUGAAGAUGCCGGAGAAGGGUCAAGUCGAACAGGUGCCAGCAAUCCUGAGCAGGUCCCUCUAAUCACUUCGGAUGAGUUGGAGCAGGUUCCACCCCCGGAAUAUACCAGCCCUGAUGGGAGCCCGAGAACCAGCCGAGACUUCCCUCGUGAGGAUCAACCGCCUAUUCCCAGCUACGAUGCUGCUGUCGGCAAUCCAGAUGACAACGACUCGCGCACACACUAA
This is a messenger RNA of Aspergillus mulundensis, 1509 nucleotides long. Its product is annotated as SSH4 family protein. Gene Ontology annotation, molecular function: protein binding. The coding region runs from base 1 to 1509 and encodes 502 amino acids. NCBI's taxonomy places the organism in Eukaryota, Fungi, Ascomycota, Eurotiomycetes, Eurotiales, Aspergillaceae. The record is from RefSeq and is a predicted model, not a curated record. The transcript is spliced from 3 exons.